Molecule: messenger RNA, 2279 nt
Organism: Stylophora pistillata
Lineage: Eukaryota; Metazoa; Cnidaria; Anthozoa; Scleractinia; Pocilloporidae
Biological process (GO): protein phosphorylation
Molecular function (GO): protein kinase activity; ATP binding
Source: RefSeq, a predicted model, not a curated record
GAGAAGAUCAAAAGGACAGAUGAUCAUCACCUUAGAGGUCUCCUCGCCCUCAAACAUUCAAAUCUUGUUACCAUAUGGAGAAUAGACGGUUUGGAUUCACGCUUUCCAAUGGCAGAUGUCAUCUCCGAAGAGGCUCCUCUCGGUAAUUUGAACAACUAUGUUCUUGAAAAGCGAUGUCAGAUUGGUGAUAUAGUAACGUUCCUGUCUCAAGUGGCGUCUGCUAUGCAUUAUCUCCAUAUGAAGCAUAUUGUACACAGAGACCUCCGUGCUACUUAUGUUAAUGUCGUAUCGCCCAACAAGAUUAAGGUUGGGCGUCUGGGUCGUUCGAAGCCUCUUUCUGUAAGUGAAUACGAGGUUACGAGCACUUCAUGCGUGGUGCAGGCUGCCAUGCCUCCGGACUCAACACGUUGGAGUGCACCAGAGGUUAUCCUGGAUGGACGCUACACGCAUGCAAGUGAUGUCUGGUCAUUUGGGAUUCUAGCAUGGGAGCUUUAUACGUCAUUCGCAACUGGACUAGAUGGACGAGACUCCUCGCGACCUUUCUUUGAUCUGGACGAUCAAGAGAUAUUGCCUCACAUAAGGGACAAUGGACCGCUAGCUAAACCAGACGACUGUCCCGAAUGGGUGUAUAUCCUAAUGCAUCAGUGUUGGGCAUAUUUCCCACAGCAGCGACCUCCCUUUUUGGCCAUCUUUGACUGCCUUACCAGCAGGGAGCCAAUGAAGUCCUGGAUUAUGAAAUUAUGGCUGAAAAAUCAUGACAAAAGUGAAUGGCCAGAUUUGUCCGUCUGUCAACCGGAAGAUGCUUUCCAUGUAACAAGUUUAGAGCAACACCCCUCUGACGAUGUCAUAGAUAAGAUGUGCUCACCUGACUUCUUCUCCGAGCACGAAUACAAGUACGUUUGCAAUACUUCUGGUCUGGCUGGUGGCAAAGAUGACUACUCAAAAGCAGACGGAACCUCAGAAAUGCCAGUCACGAAUGAUAUCUCACAAUACCCAUCAGCCUUUAUUAGCUGUCUUACAGUGGAAGAAACUCCACAGCUUGUACCAGUCCCUGAGCCACAAAAAGCACCCAACAACGACCAUGCUGGUUAAUUAUGUCCUGUAGAUCUGAGCUCUAUUAAGAGCAACGAGGAAAGCGACACUAGUGUAACCGAUUCCGCGGAAAGCCAGAAAGGAUUUCUCACCAGUACAGGAUAUUUUUAUCAGCAAGUUAAAAAGGUUAAGCAAAAUUCUGAAGUAAAUGACAGCAGUGCAAUCCAUUUAACUGACGGCAAGGCUUCCCUAUUGGAGGAUGCACCUGAUUUGCAAUAUGUCAAUCUGGGGCCUCGAGUAAAUCAACAACACACUUCCUUAUAUCAAAACAUGGAAGCAAUCCCUAAAGAAACGAGCUCUAAACGUAAAGAGAAAGCUGCUGUGGUUUGUUUGAAUCCCACAAAAGAAAGAUACAGAGCAGGGCAUUCCAAAGUCAAGAGGGCUGAAAAUGCGCAAGAACAUGGAGACCAACUGGUCUCACCGAAUGAUGACUUGUAUGCAAACGUGCAGGGAAACAGCGUUACCAAACAUGCAAUUUCACAAACACACAUGGUGGCCGAACAAUCCGCUAUCGUGGAAACCAUUCAUGAAGAAAAGAAAACGAGGGAAAAUUCCCAUCAUAUCUGCGAACGUUCUUGGAAUAAAAUUAGCGACGAGAAUUCUUCCACGGUAAAUGGACGUAUUGGCAUUUAUCCCUUCGGGCGAAAAGAUCCCGAGUUAGAGAUCUAUGAAUUUUAUGAAACAUUUUGAAUUAUCGAGAGAAAAAAUUUCCGUUUUGAUCUUAAAAUUCAUAAAAUCUUAAAGGAUCUAUUACAUUCUGUAAAGUAAUACCGUUUAAAGCUACUAUAGUCAAAUAAUUUUCACUACAAGAUGUAAUUUUAGCAUUUGCACCGAUCACUGCAUAGUUUAUUCCUUCUAACGGAAUGGUUGGAGUUUGAAGAGAAUUUGUGACGCCAUAUUUAAUUAAAAAGUGGAUUAUACAACCACUUCUAUAGAAAUGAAGCUGGGUGCGAUCAAUAAUUAUUUUCUUUACACAAGUGUAACUCGGUUCACGGAGGACAAAUGACACGAAUGGAAAUAUUUCCAUAUUUUCAUUAGCGUCUUUAAAAAAUAGGUCCACAAUGCGUACACGUGUGGCUUACGAAAUUGAGCUGCUUUUUGGUGUCUGGUGUCCAAUUGAGUUUCUUUUAGAAGAGCUAAUAUAUGAUUACAGUUAGAUAAUUUUAAAUAUUGUUUGUGUUUUCAAU